Molecule: messenger RNA, 1314 nt
Organism: Corylus avellana
Lineage: Eukaryota; Viridiplantae; Streptophyta; Magnoliopsida; Fagales; Betulaceae
Product: short-chain dehydrogenase TIC 32, chloroplastic
Source: RefSeq, a predicted model, not a curated record
AGGCUUAUUUUAUUGGGGCGCAACUGCCAAAUUGGCCGGAUAAGGGAAUUUUCCACAAACACACACAGAAUGUGGCCGUUUCACAGAAAAGGGCCAUCGGGGUUUUCGUCUUCCUCCACAGCAGAGGAAGUUACUGAAGGGAUUGAUGGGACGGGCCUCACUGCCAUUGUUACAGGAGCAUCUAGUGGUAUUGGCACUGAAACUACACGAGUUCUUGCAUUGCGUGGUGCCCAUGUAGUUAUGGGGGUCAGAAAUAUGGCUGCUGCUGAAGAUGUCAAAAAAGCAAUAGUUAAGGAAAUCCCCAGUGCUAAAGUUGAUGCCAUGGAGUUAGAUCUUAGCUCAAUGGCAUCCGUAAGGAAAUUUGCAUCUGAUUUCAAUUCCUCCGGUCUUCCACUGAACAUCCUAAUUAACAAUGCAGGAGUUAUGGCAACACCAUUCAUGCUCUCCAAAGAUAACAUAGAACUACAGUUCGCAACAAAUCACUUAGGUCAUUUUCUUUUGACAAAUCUUUUGUUGGACACUAUGAAAAGAACAGCACGUAAAAGCAGCAAGGAAGGAAGAAUUGUUAAUGUUUCAUCUGGGGCUCACCGGUUCUCAUACCGUGAAGGAAUCCGUUUUGAUCAAAUAAAUGAUAAAUCUGGGUAUAGCAGUUGGGCUGCAUAUGGCCAAUCAAAGCUUGCCAAUAUUUUGCAUGCCAAUGAGCUUGCAAGACGUUUGAAGGAAGAUGGGGUGGAUGUAACAGCAAAUUCACUUCACCCAGGAGCAAUCAUCACCAAUCUUUUUCGUCAUAACAACAUUGUGAAUGGUCUUGUUCAUAGGCUUGGUAGAUUUGUGCUUAAAAAUGUUCAGCAGGGAGCUGCUACAACAUGCUAUGUGGCAUUGCAUCCUCAAGUCAAGGGGGUGAGUGGCGAAUUCUUUUCAGACAGUAACCCAUCCAAGACAAGCUCACAUGGUAGGGACAUCGAGUUGGCAAAGAAACUCUGGGAUUUCAGCAUGAAUUUGAUUAAAUGAUGUACUAAUAACUCAUCACAGAUGAUCAUACUUCCCAACUAAACAUAUAUAGUUAAAAUACAUAAUUAAAGCACCCUUGUCAUGUUCUCGUAUCUGAGAGAAUUCUACCAAAUAUGUUCCUGUAUUCUCCUUGAUUCCAGAAGUGAUUUCGGUCUGUUAAUGAGGUUCAUGCUAAAGUGCUUUUCUCGAACAUGGUAAAUUAGUAAUGGUUAAUGGGCGUUGUACUGUAUUAGUGGCGUAACAUAUCUGAUUACUUUGAACGCAAUAAUGUGAAUGAUAAUUUUUUUGCCUCCUGUUUCUACA